AUGUCGAUGCAGCGAUUAACUGCAUUUAUAUUUUUUUGUGGAUAUUUUGGGAUCAGCGCACAGCAGUCACCGAUGAUGCAGAAAACAUUCGCAGAGACGCAGUUUGAUUUGGAUCCCAGCUUACCCUCAGAGGAGUUCAGCAGUGCCGUACGUGUUCCGCAGAAUGUGCCCUUGCCGACUCAACAAUUCCCGUUCGCCCUGCAGGUUCGCAGUCAGUUAUAA
Molecule: messenger RNA, 222 nt
Organism: Gongylonema pulchrum
Lineage: Eukaryota; Metazoa; Nematoda; Chromadorea; Rhabditida; Gongylonematidae
Source: the annotation of a GenBank genome assembly